AUGUCGAGAAAAUUACACUACGCACCCAAGAAAGAGACAUCUGAUAGCUUUGGAGAGCUUUCAGCUAAGCUGACUACCGAUCUGCGCAAUCAUGUGCGCUUUAUGGCCGACUAUCCUGUGCUCUCCGACGAAUGGAUCCGAAUGGCUGAGCAAAUUGGUCGCAUUGGCCACAUUACCGAGAUGGAGCGACAACUUCCCAAAAAGCAAGAUGCCACGCUUUGGGAGUGCGAAGAACUUGCCUUGCGUUACAUUCUUGAAGAUGGCAAGCUGAAUUUGUGUCUACGUAAUCUCAUCGAAUUUAACAAUUAUCUUAAGCGAAUGAUUGAGCGUGGUCCUGUUAAGACCGAGACAAUGACAAUAUUGGAAAAAUUUGAGCAUGGGAUGGGUCUGACUCUUAAAAAUGCAUGGCUUCAUGCUGAGGCAGUACAGACCACUGAUAUCCCUAUGCUGAUAGAGUAUAUUCAUGAUGUAUUGAUUUAUUGCCUUGAGCACCCAGGCUAUCUACCAAACAAGAAGAUAGACAAUUGCCAAGAAGUUUCAGUAAUAUAUUUUCUGCUUGGACUUUGCAAACAGUUAGACUCAAUCGAUGAAUCGAGUGUUAUGUCGCUAUUUGCUGAGAAGCGCAUUUUUUCGCUGCUGACUAUGCAUUUGAGCACUCACAUUAAUAUUUUAAAUGUUGCUGAUAUUGGCGUGGGUGCUGAAGUACUUGCCCUCAUUUGCAGUACAGAGGACUUUGAUUCUCAUGACGAUUGUUACGUCGAUUCACCCGAGGCUGAGUCAGCCCUUAUGUCGCUUUAUGAUGACUAUCUUGAAGAAGCGACUGAAGAUCUGGACACACGUAAGAGAUUGCGCCCACUGCUUGAUAUCUUGCGGCACUAUAAUUGUAGCCGCAAGUAG
This is a messenger RNA of Plasmopara halstedii, 897 nucleotides long. RefSeq lists its product as uncharacterized. Bases 1 to 897 code for a protein of 298 amino acids. The record is from RefSeq and is a predicted model, not a curated record. The transcript is spliced from 9 exons. Lineage: Eukaryota; Oomycota; Peronosporomycetes; Peronosporales; Peronosporaceae.